AUGGCAAGCGUGGCCAGGGCCAUGCGAGGACUGAUACCCCGACGACAGUGCGCCCAGGCGGCCCGGGGGCUCGCCUCGCGCGAGCGAAGGAUGACGGGCGGCGGCGGCGUCGGGGCCAAGGGCCGCGUCGCGGGCGGAGAGGCGCUCGGGUCGACGGCGGCGGGGGCGCCGCGGAAACCAAAGGUGUUUAGUUUCAGCGUGCCCGGGGCGCCGGGGCAGGAGGAGGCGCUGAGCGAGGCGCAGAGGAGGGAGGUGGACGAGCAUAACCGGGAGUUUGAGAGGACGCAUGGCGGCGAGGGGGAGCGGCCCGAGAGAAAGGUGGAUGAGAGAUUCUGGAACGGCAAAGGGACGGAGAAGAAGAAGGGCGAGCAAGGAAAGGAGUGA
Messenger RNA from Metarhizium album ARSEF 1941, 384 nucleotides. RefSeq lists its product as uncharacterized. The record is from RefSeq and is a predicted model, not a curated record. NCBI's taxonomy places the organism in Eukaryota, Fungi, Ascomycota, Sordariomycetes, Hypocreales, Clavicipitaceae. The coding region runs from base 1 to 384 and encodes 127 amino acids. The transcript has a single exon.